UAUACCACAAAUAAUGAGACUAAAACAUUGCCCUGGGGUACUCCACUUAUCUUUCCCAUCAAAAAUUGCAACAUUCACUUGUACUGUCUGCUUGAUAGGUCUAAAAUAAAGGAACAAGGCUACAGACAAAAGCCAGAUUGGUGAGGAUCAUUGUGCUGGAACAUCAUUAUCUUUUCAUAGACGCCUGCUCCUAGGAGCUGCCACCAGGGGACGGCCACGGCAGAAGAGUUUCCAACUGUAACGCAUCACAGCAAUACUAGGGAUGCUAACACAGGCCUCCCCACAGAGCAGCAGAGGGCAGAGGGUGGCGUGCGGCCCUGCAUCGCAUCAAAUCAGCUGCCCCAUCACGGCCGUUCCCACGCCCGUCAUUCUGGGCGAAGGAGAACCUCGGGUGGCAGGCAGCACAGCGGGGGAGGCGGCGGUGCCAGGCCAGGAGGAAUUUGGCGAUGACAUUUACCGUCUGGCGAGGGAGCAGCCGUGGGUGGUGGCAGCAACUCAUCGAGCGGCGUGGAGGAGGGAGCCGCCAGGGUGGACCACGCCUACAGCCUGCACGUCACCGCCCGCCAUGCACUAAGGGCUGUGGGCGUGCAUGACCGCCAACCAAAGACUCAGCCCAGAGGAAGAGCCAGGCCAGCACCACCACAGGGACAGAGGACGAGGAGGAGUGUUCCAACGCUGCUCCAACUCAAGGUUCAUAGGCCACACGCUGAGCCCUGCCAAGAUGUCCUGCCAGGUGGUCAGCCUCCACCCCUACACCUCCCACUGGUUCCUCCUGCUGCCCCACUACAAGGAUGUGCCAAGUAUGCCCUCCAGCCUGCAGUCCUUGGAUGAAACCCUCCACACUCUGACCUGUGUGUUGGCCCGCCAUGUAUACGCCCUCGGCCUCAGCAGUCUGCCGCUGGAGCGCGUCGGUGAACGGCGACUCGUCAGGAGGGGCUUCACCAAGCGCUCCGGCCUGGAUGUUAGUGCUGAGUGUUGCCGCCCGGAUAGUGAAGUCGGUUAGUCUGAAUUGAUCUUAGAAAUCACUACGUUUACCUCAGUUUACUAAGGAGGAAAUUACACUGAAAUCUAGGCGUCCAGAUUCUGAUGUGCAGGGAUUUCUAAGGGAUGUGAGUGCCUGAGUGUUGCUGUUGGUGCCGUGGAAGUCCAGGAGUCUGAAUUGGUCUGAAAAAUCCCAGUGAAAUUUAUUUUUGCUAAAGGGGAUUUUGUAAGCUGAAAUAUAGUUGUCCAAAUUCUGAAAUGCAGGAAAUUCAUAAAAGUAACAAGUGCCAGAGUCUUGGUAGUGAUUCAGUAACAGUCUGUCAGUACAAUGCUCUAAAGAAUCUUAAUUUUGUAACCUGAAUUUACUGAGGUGGGAAGUUGUCAGCUGAUGCAGGAUUGCCCAAAGAGACAUCCUACCUACCAUCCUGUCCUUCAUCCCAUCCUAAAACACAUCCUAGCACCCUGUCCUUGAACCCAUCCUAAAACACAUCCUAGCACCCUGUCCUUGAACCCAUCCUAAAACACAUCCUAGCACCCUGUCCUUGAACCCAUCCUAAAACCCAUCCUAGUACCCUGUCCUUGAACCCAUCCUAAAACCCAUCCUAGUACCCUGUCCUUGAACCCAUCCUAGCACCCUGUCCUUCAACACAACCUAAAACACAUCCUAGCACCCUGUCCUUGAACCCAUCCUAAAACACAUCCUAGCACCCUGUCCUUGAACCCAUCCUAAAACACAUCCUAGCACCCUGUCCUUGAACCCAUCCUAAAACACAUCCUAGCACCCUGUCCUUGAACCCAUCCUAAAACACAUCCUAGUACCCUGUCCUUGAACCCAUCCUAAAACACAUCCUAGCACCCUGUCCUUCAACACAACCUAAAACACAUCCUAGCACCCUGUCCUUGAACCCAUCCUAAAACACAUCCUAGUACCCUGUCCUUGAACCCAUCCUAGCACCCUGUCCUUGAACCCAUCCUAAAACACAUCCUAGCACCCUGUCCUUCAACACAACCUAAAACACAUCCUAGCACCCUGUCCUUGAACCCAUCCUAAAACCCAUCCUAGUACCCUGUCCUUGAACCCAUCCUAGCACCCUGUCCUUGAACCCAUCCUAAAACACAUCCUAGCACCCUGUCCUUGAACACAUCCUAAAACACAUCCUAGCACCCUGUCCUUGAACCCAUCCUAAAACACAUCCUAGUACCCUGUCCUUGAACCCAUCCUAAAACCCAUCCUAGUACCCUGUCCUUGAACCCAUCCUAGCACCCUGUCCUUCAACACAACCUAAAACACAUCCUAGCACCCUGUCCUUGAACCCAUCCUAAAACACAUCCUAGUACCCUGUCCUUGAACCCAUCCUAGCACCCUGUCCUUGAACCCAUCCUAGCACCCUGUCCUUCAACACAUCCUAGCACCCUGUCCUUGAACCCAUCCUAAAACCCAUCCUAGCACCCUGUCCUUCAACACAUCCUAGCACCUUGUCCUUGAACCCAUCCUAAAACCCAUCCUAGCACCCUGUCCUUGAACCCAUCCUAAAACACAUCCUAGCACCCUGUCCUUGAACCCAUCCUUUCCCUUUUGUCUCAUCAACACCAGAGAGCAGUUCAGCAUGCUCUCUAAAGGCAGUUCCUCUCUCUUUUUACACCACACAACAUUCACACAACACACACACCUUUCCCAAAAUUAAAAAUUUAAAAUGGCGAAAAAUUACAGAGCCUCGGAGUCCCCGCCUGGGGGGGGGAUACCAUAAAUUCCCCCAGGGAGGACUCCCCUUCUGGCUGCCGACUUGAGAGGCGUCAUGAUAACUCCUAAAAACCUCCUCCUUAUCAAUUUCUGCAACAUUCGCAGUCUUUGUUCUAAUUUUCAUUCUUUGGAACACCAUUUCUCCUCCUCUAAACCUCACCUUCUCUUCCUCACCGAAACACAGGUUUCUGAGGGUACUGACAGCAAUCUCUACUCUAUUCCCUCCUACUAUCUCUAUCCUAAAUUUCAAUCCAAAGUUGGAUGUUGGGCCUACGUGCGCAACGACAUCACUUGCUCUCGUGCCCACAACCUUGACUCCAGAAUUUUCUACCAUCUGGCUAAGACUUCAUUGUCAUUCUAUUACUAAAUACAUCUGUGCUGUUUAUCUCGCACCUAACUCUACUAACUAUGUAAAAUUCUUUGACUAUUUGAACUCAAAAGUGGAGCACAUCUUGACCCACUCUCCCUUCGCUGAAAUCUCCAUCUUAGGAGAUUUCAAUGUUCACCACCAGCUUUGGCUUUCAUCCUCUUUCACUGACCAGCCAUGUGAACAAGCCUACAACUUUGCUCUCCUCAAUGACCUAGAGCAGUUGGUUCAGCACCCUACUCGUAUUCCCGACCGUCUUGGAGACAGGCCUAACAUUCUACACAAAGAAAACCUCUUCCUUACCUCUAAUCCUUCUGCUUACUCUGUCAAACUGUUCUCUCCGUUGGGCUCCUCCGAUCAUAACCUUAUUUCUGUAUCCUGUCCUAUCGCUCCUGUACACCCUCUGGACCCACCGAAGAGGCGAUGCUUCUGGCAUUUUGCUUCAGCUCGGUGGGACGACCUGAGGAUGUACUUUUCCGAUUUCCCGUGGAAUGAUUACUGCUUCCAGGAGAGAGACCCCUCUGUGUGUGCCCAGCGCAUCAUGGAGGUGAUUGUCUUAGGAAUGGAGGCAUACAUUCCACGUUUUUUCUCUACUCCUCAUGCUAAAAAGCCUUGGUUUAAUCAUGCUUGUUCUCGUGCUAUAAAAGAUAGAGAGACAGCUCACAAAAGGUUCCAGAGCCUUCAAACACCCGCUAACUUUGACCUUUACGUUUCAGCCCGGAAUCGUGCCAAAUCUAUUCUCCGACUUACCAGAACUUCUUUUAUCAAUAGAAAAUGUCAACAUCUUGCUUCUUCUAAUUCUUCCCGUGAUUUCUGGCAUCUAGCCAAAAAUAUCUCCUCCAAUUUUACUUCUUCCUCUUUCCCUCCUCUCCUUAACCCUGACGUUAGCACUGCCGUCUCAUCUAUCUCUAAGGCUGAACUCUUCGCUCAAACUUUCUGUAAGAACUCCACCCUGGACGAUUAUGGGCAUAUUCCUCCUACUCAUCCCCCCUCUGACUCCUUUAUGCCUGCUAUUAAAAUUCUUCCAAAUGAUGUUUUCUAUGCCCUCUCUGGCCUCAACUCUCAGAAGGCUUAUGGACCUGAUGGAGUGCCUCCUAUUGUCCUUAAAAACUGUGCCUCCGUGCUGACACCCUGCCUGGUCAAA
Eriocheir sinensis (Chinese mitten crab) is the source of this 4233-nucleotide messenger RNA. RefSeq lists its product as uncharacterized. The coding region runs from base 590 to 1003 and encodes 137 amino acids. The transcript is spliced from 4 exons. The record is from RefSeq and is a predicted model, not a curated record. Lineage: Eukaryota; Metazoa; Arthropoda; Malacostraca; Decapoda; Varunidae.